Molecule: messenger RNA, 505 nt
Organism: Bombus pascuorum
Lineage: Eukaryota; Metazoa; Arthropoda; Insecta; Hymenoptera; Apidae
Gene: ND-B14
Product: NADH dehydrogenase [ubiquinone] 1 alpha subcomplex subunit 6
Exons: 3
Coding region: 43-411 (122 amino acids)
Biological process (GO): response to oxidative stress
Source: RefSeq, a predicted model, not a curated record
UACAGAGAACAUCAUACAUAAGUACGUAUGUGAAGUGUAAAAAUGGCUGCUCGUUUAACCGUAGGUUUAAAAGAAGCAAAACCAAUUUUGUCAGUAAGUCCUGUAGAUGCUCGUAGAAGAGUAAUAACAUUAUAUAAAACAUGGUACCGCCAAAUUCCAUUUAUCUUGUCAAACUACGAUCUUCCAGUGUCAAAAGAAGAUUGUGUAAAAAAGUUACGGGAAGAAUUUGAACGUCAUGCCAACGUAAAGGAUAUAAGAGUGAUCGAUAUCUUACUUAUUAAAGGACAAAUGGAACUUCAAGAAACUUGCUCUCAAUGGAAACCAGCUGCAACAUUAAUGAAUUAUUGGAAAUCAACUCAUGAACCAAAGCCAAAGGACUUCAUGUCCAAGUUCAUUUCAGGUCACGAUUAAAAUGUUUAAUUGUACAAUAUAUUUAUAAGUUAUGUAGUGUAAUUAAAUGUAUAUAAUUUUUAAGCUAUAUAAAAAGAAUAUAUACGAUAUUUCA